Talaromyces marneffei is the source of this 2112-nucleotide messenger RNA. RefSeq lists its product as uncharacterized. The transcript has 5 exons. Gene Ontology annotation, biological process: regulation of DNA-templated transcription; sexual reproduction. The record is from RefSeq and is a predicted model, not a curated record. Gene Ontology annotation, cellular component: Tec1p-Ste12p-Dig1p complex; nucleus; Ste12p-Dig1p-Dig2p complex. Gene Ontology annotation, molecular function: DNA-binding transcription factor activity. Bases 1 to 2112 code for a protein of 703 amino acids. NCBI's taxonomy places the organism in Eukaryota, Fungi, Ascomycota, Eurotiomycetes, Eurotiales, Trichocomaceae.
AUGAUUUGGACUAAACAAUUUUUCUCUGAUGUGCAGGAGAUGUAUCCUCAACAUGGUGCCGUGAUGGCCCCCCCUCAGAAGCCCGAGACCUUCAUGUUGUCCAGUGAAGCUCAGCAAAGUCUGCCUCAAGAUGCCCAGGUUGCUCUGCAGCAAGUAGAUAACCUCAAAUAUUUCUUAAUAUCAGCCCCAGUCGACUGGAGUCCUGAUCAACUUAUUCGACGCUUCCUCCUUCCAACGGGUGAUUAUAUUUCUUGUGUGCUAUGGAACAACCUUUUCCAUAUCUCCGGAACUGACAUUGUUCGAUGCCUGUCAUUCCGCUUCCAAGCUUUCGGACGCCCCGUCAAGAAUUCAAAAAAGUUUGAGGAGGGCAUUUUCUCUGAUUUGCGCAACCUAAAAUCAGGCACUGAUGCUUCACUCGAGGAACCGAAGAGCCCCUUUCUCGAUUUUCUCUACAAGAACAACUGCAUUCGCACACAGAAGAAGCAAAAGGUUUUCUACUGGUACAGCGUUCCACAUGACCGCCUGUUCCUGGAUGCUUUGGAGCGCGACCUGAAAAGAGAGAAAAUGGGUCAGGAAGCUACUACAGUGGCUGUCGCAGAGCCAGCUCUUUCCUUUGAGUUUGACUCGUCGCAGUCACUGUAUGAACAGCUCACCAAGGCACAACAAGCCAAUUCUUCAUCCUUUUCUGCUCACGCAAGUACAACAUAUGGCCAGCCUACCUCCCCCAUCGUUCGCUCCAUUGACGUUAUGCCUCCACCGCAGAUGGCCCCGUCCACGAUGACGAUGCUCCCGGAGGACACUGGCAGUUCAGUUCUGUACAACCAGGUCCCGAUGGCAAUGAAACGGGAGAACGACUACGCCCAGAUUCAGUAUGAACGAAGCACCAGUAUCCCAUUCAAUCGCUUACACCAACGCCAUGCGUCUAUGCCUUCCUACAUGGAAUAUUCGCCUGCUCCGUCGUUUGUUUCAUCUCAAUUUGAAGAUUAUAGCAACCGAGGCAUCUCAUUUGAACCAAUUACGCCUCCUCAGCAGCCUAUGCUCGGCGCUGAGCCCGCAUAUAUUGCCAACGAAGAGACUGGUCUCUACACAGCUAUUCCUGACGUCGGGUCUGCAGCAUAUCACCCUAUGAUGCAAUUGCCGCCUUCAAACUUUGCAAACCCCCUCGGCGCGACCUCUCGUCAUUUCCAGGCAAAUGUUUUCUCCGUGAUAGAGGGAUCACCCACCUACAAGCAACGCCGGCGUCGCUCCUCGAUCCCACCCGGCAUCACCAACGCCAUUGCUGCAGCCCAGGUUUCGGGCGCGCAGCCACAACCAACCAGCUACGCUGCAUAUAGGCCAAGUGACCUGCGCCGUUCUAUUUCAAAUUCUGUAGGCCCCGUCACAGAAAUCACAGACUCAAAUGACCAAUCUGCUGCUGGGUCCCUGCAAAGUGAUUAUACAUCGACCGUUGCAUCGCAGAAGAAUAUGCUUCACGAAGUUUCACGUACUGGCACCCCACUUCCUAGCCUGGAAGAAGGUGUUGAGCACUCCCACACCAUGAUGCAACAAUCUCAAGACGAGCUAGCUAGUCUUGGGAAUCAGGAUUCGAUCGACAUUUCUGUUCCUCACAGUCUAUUGGGCCGAUCCGAUCGACCCGGCCCUGUGCGUCGUGCCAGGAGUGCCACAAUGAUGGAGUUAGGGCCAUAUCCACAAAAGUCACAUUCCUGCCCUAUUCCUUCUUGUGGACGCCUCUUCAAGAGGUUAGAACAUCUGAAACGGCACGUGAGGACCCAUACACAAGAAAGACCCUACCCUUGUCCAUACUGCAACAAGGCCUUUUCUCGUUCAGACAACCUUGCCCAACAUCGCCGGACCCAUGAGACUCAGCAGGAUGGCCACAACUCACAGCAAUCACUGAGCGACGACUUCUUAGAGAAUGAAGAAAAAGAAUUUGGUUCGCUCGAAGAAGAGUCACCAGGCUCGGAUUCUCACAGUUUCAUCCACCCGAGUGUCGUUAGCAUGUCCACUAUGACACCCAUGUCGGUGGCUUCGACCAUGUCAAUGCAAGCCUCCAUGUCAACGAUGGUGGCCCCGCAUCUGAUAUCUCCUCAGUAUCUGCAACAGCAGAUGUAA